AUGGUCAUGCAUUUCACUCCGCAGUCAAUUCUUGAUAAGCUUAAACAUUUGACGAUGAAAAUCAAUUGGUUUCGGUUACGUUUGGUUCUGAGUAUUGCCGUCGGUUUGGGACUGUUCGCAUAUGUUUUGUACGGAUGUAUUGUCGAUCGAGUUCGUUUGAUAUCACUCGCAUCGUUUAACUACAAAAAUUUUUGGGUGAGUAUAAGGGUUCUUCUGCACUAUAUUCAACACAAAUACAACACCAGAUACUUGUUUCAGGUGAAAUGGAGUCCGGUGUUGUGGGGUAUUUUAUUGCAAUAUGUAGCCGGAUUCGUUGUGCUGAAGUGGUCAGCAGGUCAAAUCGCGUUUCAGUGGGCAACAGAGCAGUUAGUUCGAUUCCUUGAUUACACCAGUAAUGGUACAACGUUUGUAUUCGGUUUCGUUCCGAGGCCACCGAAUAUCUGCGGUAUAGAGGGACCAUUCUCCUUUACGUCAUUGCCCAUUAUUAUUUUCUUCGCAUCGUUAUGUUCAACAUUCUACUAUUUGGGUGUAGUGCAAUGGUUUCUGCUGAAGAUGGCCAUCUGUUUGCAGUACUCAAUGGGUACAACUGCAGCUGAAUCUCUCAACGCUGUUGCAUCUGUAUUCUUGGGACCGGUAACACAUCAGUAUAUGUAA
Messenger RNA from Anisakis simplex (herring worm), 654 nucleotides. Lineage: Eukaryota; Metazoa; Nematoda; Chromadorea; Rhabditida; Anisakidae. The record is from the annotation of a GenBank genome assembly.